Molecule: messenger RNA, 678 nt
Organism: Lactuca sativa (garden lettuce)
Lineage: Eukaryota; Viridiplantae; Streptophyta; Magnoliopsida; Asterales; Asteraceae
Molecular function (GO): zinc ion binding
Source: RefSeq, a predicted model, not a curated record
AUGUGCUCGCCAUAUAUAUAUGUAAACUUUAAGAAGUCAUAUAAAGGAGAAGAGUACAAAGAUCUAUUUUGGGCUGCUGUUGGUUGCACUGUCGAACCUGAAUUCAUAUCUGUGAUGGAGAGAUUGAAGGCUAUAAAUGUGGGUGCAUAUGAAUACUUAAUGUCCCAUAACCCGAGCUCAUGGAGUCGUGCUUACUUUUGUCAAGAUAGAGCAUGUGAGACUUUUGAGAAUGGUGUUAGUGAAAGCUUCAAUGCGAUGAUUGUUGAUGCUAGAAAGAGGCCAUUGCUAACAAUGUUGGAGAUGAUACGUUUAAGUGUCAUGGAGAGAGUUUCUUUUAUGUAUAACCUACAACAAACGUGGGAGCCUCCUAUUUGCCCUGCAAUCAUUAAGAAAUUAGAAACAUUUGGUGAACACUACAGGUCAUGGUCUGUCAUACCAAGUGGUGGAGGGAUAUUUGAGGCAAGGUCAACCUAUGAGUCAUACUGUGUAGAUUUGCAGUCUUGGUACUGCUCAUGUAGACUAUGGGAAUUAUCAGGGAUUCCUUGUGUUCAUGCAAUAGCUGCAAUGUUUUACAAUCAGCAAAAUCCAGAGGAUUUCAUCAGUCCUUGGUUUUCAAGUGAAAGAUUCAAGGAUAGUUAUGCUACUUUUUUACAACCUAUGAAUGGUAGCAACCUAUGA